Coprinopsis cinerea okayama7#130 is the source of this 1725-nucleotide messenger RNA. RefSeq lists its product as hypothetical. The transcript has 6 exons. Lineage: Eukaryota; Fungi; Basidiomycota; Agaricomycetes; Agaricales; Psathyrellaceae. Bases 1 to 1725 code for a protein of 574 amino acids. The record is from RefSeq and is a predicted model, not a curated record.
AUGCUUGAAGAAGACCAGCUCAAAAGCGCCCUCCGCACCACCACCGAUCGUCUUGAACAAGAACAGCGACGCGCAGAAGAGGCCAUAGCCCGCGCAGAAGCCGCAGAACGCCGUGAACGCGAAGCUAUCGCCAAGAUUGGGGCCCUGGAGGCACUCAAACUCAAACUUGAAACCGAACUCGUCGAGCUCGAGACGUCUUCACGGAACCUACAGGUCCAGCUGGAGAUUUCCGAGCGCGAAUCAAGAGCCUGUCGGAGGGAUCUGAGCCUUCUCCAAACCGAGUUCGAGGAACUUGAUAUCGAGUAUAGGCAAAGUCAGAAACAGUGCCGGAGGUAUCAAAGCGAGUUGCGGAAUUGGGAGUCGAGUGUGAAUGGGCAUCAGAAGGCGAUGCAGGUGGCGGUCAACAAUGCUUUCCAGGAGGGGGAAGAUGCGGGGUAUGAGGCGGGGUACGAGGAUGGGUAUGCCAAAGGCAAACGAGACGGCAAGCAACAGGGAAUCAAGCUGGGUCGGAAAGAAGGAAUUGUUGAAGGAAAGGAACAAGGUCGAAUCGAAGAACGUCGAAAUGCCAUGGAUGCGAUUGACAAGUUCUUUGCAGAAGAAGGGUAUGAUCCAAGCCGAAUCCGUCGUUGGGCACAGUCUGUUCAGGGAUUACAACCUGGAGACCAUCUUGAAGCUUGUUCUCUGAUUCUCAUGGCCACCUCUGUCCCUCCCCGUCGUAAAGGUCCCAAGGAUCUCCCCAAACUCCCCGCAUCUGCCUUUGUGCCUCCCAGUUCUGCCACUGACGAGUCGUUCGGCCUUGGUCCUGACCCAAGCGCUCUCCAGCCCGAGUCUGUCAUCGACGCCAAUGUCGUCGUGAAGGAUGGCGACAUCACACAUGCACAGUGGAAGAAGGAUGCCGGUCAGGUCCUCGGUGGAAAGAUUAAAGGAGUCGUCCUUUCUCUCUCGGGCGCUGACCUCGAGAAAGCAAGCAAAGAUCUCGAGUCCAGCCCAGAUCGUGAUCGAAUCUUGUCCUUGAUUGUCCCCUACGACGCUGAGAAGCCGGAUCCUGCUCUGGAAGGGCAACUGGCUUCGACUAAGGUCCCAACCUCAUUAUCGACGAUCUACAAGGGCGCUUCACCGGAAGUCAUUGUCGGACUCAAAUGGGCCCUCGAACGCGGGCGUCCUGUUGAUAUCGACAUCCAGGUCGACCUCAGUGAAUCGACCCUCGAAGGUUUCGAGGACACCGUCUCGAAGGCGACCGAAGGCUUGACCAACAUACCUCCCAUCGUUCUCUCCAACGUCCUCCCUCCUCCUCAUGACCUCGACCUUCCUAUUAUCCGAUUGAUGAACCACCCUUCAUAUGUCGCUUUCCAAACCCAGGUUGCCGCCCUCUCCUUGCUCCCCAACGCGUACAUCAAAUUCCUCCCUCCCUCUUGGGACUCGCCCACCCCACAAACCCCUUAUCCUGGCAGCUCUUCAGACACCCCCGAGUCCAAGAUCCAGCGUGAAUGGAAACGCAGGAUCAAGAUGUAUCUCGGCCCUGUCCUUGAGGCCUUUGGUCACCAACGAAUCAUGUUCGGCUCGUCUCCCUCGACCUCUUCGCGUGGUCCUUCAAACGCUGGCGACUGGUACGAAAUCUCGAAAGAGUCUUUGGCAGAGCUCGUCGCGGAUCAGGAAUUCCUUGAUGCGGUCUUCUAUACCAACGCGCAGAAGGUCUACGGCCAGGAAAAGAAGACAGAGGCGUAG